Zophobas morio is the source of this 1008-nucleotide messenger RNA. RefSeq names its product putative nuclease HARBI1. The coding region runs from base 1 to 1008 and encodes 335 amino acids. The record is from RefSeq and is a predicted model, not a curated record. The transcript is spliced from 3 exons. Lineage: Eukaryota; Metazoa; Arthropoda; Insecta; Coleoptera; Tenebrionidae.
AUGAAUCCAAGAGAUUAUGACAUUUUUGAAGAUGAUUUGGACAUUUUGGAAAUUUUGGAUCAAGGUUUUCCAAGAAGAAUAUAUAACAGAGCAAAUGCCUUCGAGUCUUUGGAUAAUUGGGGAUUUUAUAGGCGGUAUGGAUUAACAAAAGAAAUAGUUCUGGACAUACUGCACUUAAUUGAGAAUCAGUUAGAAUUUCCAUCAGACAUGAAUAAUAGUGUAAGUCCAAUUAACCAGCUGUUAACAUGCUUGCGGUUUUUUGCAUCAGCAGGAUAUUUACAAACAAUUGCUGAUGUACAAGGGAUGCAUGUAUCUACUGUGUCACGCAUAGUAAAAAAGGUUUCUGUAGCCCUUGCUAGAUUAAGCAAUCGUUUUAUAAAAAUGCCUGAUACUCCUGCAAACAUAGCAGCAACACAGCAAAAGUUUUUUGAUAUUGCUGAAUUUCCAAGAGUGUUGGGGGCGGUUGAUGGAACACAUGUUAAAAUUCAAUCGCCAGGAGGGAACGAUGGAGAAGUGUUCAGAAAUAGAAAAACAUAUUUUUCUAUUAAUGUUCAGUGCGUGUCUGAUGGUGAAUUAAAUAUAGAAGAUAUUGUGGUAAGAUGGCCAGGGUCAGCACAUGACUCGACCAUUUUUAACAACAGCCGUAUCAGGGCACGUUUUGAAAAUAAUGAAUUUCCAGACAAUUUAUUACUUGGAUAUCCCGUGAGAAAUGUGGUGGAACGGUUGUUUGGUGUGUGGAAACGUCGCUUCCCAGUGUUAGCAUAUGGCUUACACCUGAAAUUGGAGACAACGUUACCAGCUAUUGUGGCUUGUGCAGUUCUCCAUAACAUUGCUAAUCAAGCAAAUGCACCACCACCUCCUGCACCUGAAAACAUUGAUCCAGGACAACUGCAAAUUUUAAUAGAAGAGGGUCAAAUUCCCCAUGUACCUAUUGUUUCAGUAAAUGGCAAUAUUUUAGUUAAUAAUGCAAGGACAGAUUUUAUUAAUCGAUAUUUUGCUAAUUUGUAA